UUAACGUAGCGAAGGAUUUUGUUUCUACCUGUUAGUCACGAUAUUUCCAUUGCGUUUUUGAGCUAGCUAAAGGUACUGUAAAUAUUAGGUUCUAACACUAUUAAUUAGUUAGUAGAGUACAGGUAAACCAUAUUUGUUAAAGCUGACGGGAACAUUUGAUGGAGUUCUUUUGCGAAAAUGAAGUGAAUCUGUUUUAACGCAGAUAAACUGCAGGUCACUGAAGACUGAUUUGUAGGUACUUUGAUCCUGGUUGCCGUGUGAAGGCUGGUCCGACUAUCAGAUCCCCCUGCGAUCAAAAGGUCUCGGAGAUGGAUGAACCAGAAACCAUCGAUUUUGUAGCAUUGGAGCGAGAGUUGCAGGCUGUGCUGGCAGCUGAUGAAAAGUACAGGAGAGAAAAUGAUGCUAAGUUUCGUGCAAUUCAUCAGAAGGUGGCAUCCUAUGAAGAGUUUAGAGAUAUUGUGCUGGCAUCACAUCUGAAGCCUCUGGAACGAAAGGAUAAACUGGGUGGAAAAAAACACCAGCCUUGGAAUUCAUUUGCCUUGCCAGCAAAACAACAGGACAACAGUGACUCAGAAAUUUUGGAGGGAUCGGCCUAUUUGCCCCAAACUGCAGCUGACUUUUACAGAGAAUGGCGAAGGAAAGCUGAAAGUGGGGUAGAAAAAUACAGUCUUUUAUUAAAGAUUGGAGGAGAACAGCUUGGCAAGAUAUUUAGUGCGGAAAUUGGAUUUGGACUCCUUGGUGAAUUCCUUAUGGUACUGUCUGAGAAUUUCUGUUCUGAUGACCAGGAAGAGGUUCUGAAAAUUUUGAACAGCUUUACUAGUACAGGGCGGUUUGGGCUGAACGUGGAUUUCUUAAGUACAUCAGAGAAGCAGAGUUGUGCAAAGUUGUUUCAGAGACUACAGAGCAUGAGUUGCAAUUCCAACACCAGCAAUAGUGAUGCCUGCGUUCACACAUCCAGCUGUGCAUCUGCUGAUAGUCUACAAAGUGACAAAGCUGAAGAGCAAAGCACAGAUGAUUUUAUCUGUGGGAAUGAAGUUAGAGACUUUAGGCUGCAGGAGUUAAUGCAUCUCUACAUGGUCAUGUAGAAACUAAAACAGUGUGAAUAAAGGAGGUGUGACUAUGAGAUCAUAUUCUUUGCUGUCUUUGGACCAACAUAAAUUGAUGUUACAGUUCACGUAAUACUAUCAAUGUCAGUACUGCCUAUAUCUGUAAUAGUUUUUGUUUAGUUCAGAUUACAUCCAUUGGAUUGGAUCCAAUUUUUAUGGAACCGGUAGCACUGCUGCUUGAAGGAGAAGAUUGGUGAGUCAUAAGGGAAAGCUACAUUCCAUCUAGGACUGUUGAGAGUCCUACUGAAAAGCACUGACAGACUUUAUUUUGCAGUAAAAUGUAAACCAUUACUAUAAACAUAACUGUCAGCUACAGUGUCUGGCUUUAAUUCUUAGGAAGGACAGGAUAAGGAGGAGACAGACAUGCUUGUGAAAGAUGGGAGGAGUCUGAUUUGUAGGAUACAAGUUGUAUUAUAAUUCUUAUGUUCUCUGUCAGCAAUUUUCAUGAUCAUAGCUCAGUGAGCAUUCUGAAAAUUAGAUUUCAUUAUGUUUCUAAACUACACAAAAAUAAAUAGUUGUCAUUUGACCCUGAACUCCAUUAAAAUAUAGUUGAUCUUUGUGAAAUUAUGUUCAUUCUUGAGAAUUACCGCACAUUUGUCUGUUUGAAAUAAACAAAGCAU
Protopterus annectens (West African lungfish) is the source of this 1726-nucleotide messenger RNA. It is a transcript of the gene DNAAF19, whose product is annotated as coiled-coil domain containing 103. The record is from RefSeq and is a predicted model, not a curated record. Lineage: Eukaryota; Metazoa; Chordata; Ceratodontiformes; Protopteridae. The transcript is spliced from 5 exons. The coding region runs from base 309 to 1085 and encodes 258 amino acids. Gene Ontology annotation, biological process: determination of left/right symmetry; inner dynein arm assembly; epithelial cilium movement involved in extracellular fluid movement. Gene Ontology annotation, cellular component: outer dynein arm.